CUCAAUGCUGUGAUAGAAAGUUGCUCAGUCACAUUAAGUCCAACACACCGUGUGAAAGAUACAGAAAUUUUAUUUUACUCCGAUUUGUAAUUUUCUAUGGUGAUAUUUUCUCUUGCAUAUUUCUAUUAUUCUACACGAUUGAAACGAAGGACACAAAUCGGAGUGUUUUACAAAAAAAAUUUAGAGUGUGUAUAAUUUAUAAAGUGGAAGAAAGUAUUAGAAAAGUGAAUAAAAAAAGUGAUCGUUAGAGGUGUACAUUUUCACCGAGUGAUUGUGUUAUUAGAUUGAUACUUGAAAAUCAUCAAAAAUGCGUAUUUGGAUUUAUGGAGCUGUGACGACCUUAAUCUUGGCCUCUGUGGUGCAGUGUCAACAGCAAUUUUCACUGCCAGAAGUUGAAACAGACGACGAUAGUACAGUUGAGGAGGAAGAAGAGACCGUUGACUUGUCUCCGUCGCCAGCUAGUAUUCAAUAUCGUUUGAGGCCAUAUGAUUAUAGUGAUGAAGUUGAGGAUCAUCAACAACCAGUUCAACAGACUGUAACACAAUCACCGCAUUUAUUGUAUACUGCACAACAGCAAAGGAGGACCUCUCCACAACCCAACCCACACCCACAUCCACCGUCACAACAGCAACAGAAAAUUUAUAAAAAGCUAGAUAAACAGAAGCAGAAACUUUUGGAGGAAGAGCUAGAGAGUGAAGAACCUGAUCGCCUAUCGCUUCUACUUGAAAAAUCAUCAUUUAAAUGUAGUGGACGUCUAACCGGUUACUACGCCGAUGAAACGCUAGGUUGUGAAGUUUUCCACUAUUGUCAGGACAAUGCCAGACACUCAUGGAUUUGCCCAGAGGGGUUCACAUUCCAUCAAGUCCACCUAAUCUGUAUGCCUGCUUCUGCGGAUAAUAUUUGCGAACAAUCGACAAAAUAUCACUUUGUCAAUGAAUAUCUAUAUAAGCCAAUUAAUAUGGAGGAACACCAAACCCGUCCAAAUGUUACCCUUCGCUACUCGGAGCGAUAUUACCCAGAUGAAAUCUACCAGGACGAACGACAGGAUUACUACAAUGAACGUGUAUUCCCUGAACGAGAGCGUGAAGCACCACAACAGAUUCAUUACUCAAGACAACCCUUAAUUCAAACUAUUCGCAAAGUAACAUCCCCUCCACCACAGCCUUAUCGACCACCAUCUUCUUCGGUUCAUAAUACUGUCUUCCGAUCUCCAGAAGAAAUUAAUAUAUCUCUGCAGCAGAGGAGACCACAUGCAUACUCCAACCAACCUCAAGCUACUUCAACGACGGCACGAUAUGAUGAUGAUGAGGAAGAUGAGUAUAGCUAUGAAAGGAAGUAGUGUUACUACAAUGCAUAACAAUCACCUAAUCUAAUUUAUUGUUCAUAAACCUACUUCUGUUAUGUGUCGUAAAAUAAAUUUUAGGAAUUACUUCGAAAA
Molecule: messenger RNA, 1438 nt
Organism: Lutzomyia longipalpis
Lineage: Eukaryota; Metazoa; Arthropoda; Insecta; Diptera; Psychodidae
Exons: 4
Coding region: 308-1339 (343 amino acids)
Cellular component (GO): extracellular region
Molecular function (GO): chitin binding
Source: RefSeq, a predicted model, not a curated record